CAGACUAAAUUUUUAAAUGAGCGGAUCUGUCAUUUUCCUCACCGAACUCGAACCCUACUAUUUGGACUUUUAAGCGUACAGCAGAUUUGUGUGAAAAAAUACUACAUUAUCCCCAGUCUCUAAGAAUCAAAUUCUAAUUUAAGGGGGCAUUUUCAGAAUCCUGUCAACUUCCAAUUGCCUUGCAAAAUUAUUAAUUAGUAUAUAACGAGGCAAGAUGUCCUACUAAAGUAGCCAGCUUGAGUUUAAAAUCUAAACAGAGAAUCUCUGUAGCUGGUCACAUGUUAGGCAAAUUUAUGUAUGUUUCUGUCUGAUUUCAACUCAGAUCCCAAUGGAGAAAAUGUUGGGAGCCAAAAAAGAUGGCCUGGAACGGAAACAGGAGGAGAAAACAUUGGCCAUAUGGGAUUUAGGCAGCCCUUUAUAUGACUCGUAUGAAGUGGUGUCACUCACUCAUCUCAUUGAACGGCAGCUAAUGACACUGCCAUCUCUGGGAGGAUCAAAAAGGCUCUCGUCCAAGAUAUUUUCUCCUGCAUGUGAUGAUCAUGCUGUCAUUCCUGCUGCACUCCUCGAGUCAAAUAUGGGCUCCAAGAGAGAAACCAAAAGAGGACGCUCUUCUAUGCUGAACAACUUGACCGAAUUUGUGAGGAGACAGCUGCGGAGAAGUAGAAGCUGGAUCGGAUCCAACAACAGAAAGGACGAGUCCGAGAAGUUGAAAGCAGGGCAAUGUGUCUUAGUAUUUGGUUUGGUUUGUGAAGGCAACAGCCAGAAAUAAUUUAAAAAAAAAAGGUCACUAGAACCCGUAAUUGACAGUAAGCUGCGGUUGUUUUAUAUAAUUGCUUGUUUGAGAUCGUGCUGUGAUUGUUGUUUUUGUUCAUUGAUUUGUUGAAAUAUAAUCUCUCAAAUGCAUAGAUA
This is a messenger RNA of Populus trichocarpa (black cottonwood), 909 nucleotides long. RefSeq lists its product as uncharacterized. The transcript has a single exon. The record is from RefSeq and is a predicted model, not a curated record. Bases 329 to 769 code for a protein of 146 amino acids. Lineage: Eukaryota; Viridiplantae; Streptophyta; Magnoliopsida; Malpighiales; Salicaceae.